CUUUAUGCGCAUCUCUAAUUUUAGGAUUUUUCUCUAAAUUCAAAAGUGUGCACACACCCGCUCAGUGGCUCUCAGUGGCAGCCACUUCUUUUUUUGUGAAAUAUUUUUGUUUGUCGUAAUAUUCGGAGAACCAUUGCGUUUUCAACUAAAUUCAGGUAUCAGUUCCGCUCUUAGAGCCUCUCGUCGGUCAGGUGACCGCCGCCACUACCAAGUGAAACAGUAGCCACCAAAAAUUAGCUGCGCAAAACUAAACACACACAACCAAUCCAAUCCACUCCAACGCAACGCAACGUCGUCGUCGUCCAAUUAGCGGAGCGGACCCCUCGUUAAAACUGCGCUGUGCAAAUGGCCGUUGGCACUUGUCGGACGGGGGAAUAUACUAGACACUAGGAUAAACGAUGGACGAUCUGUCGCAGGGCGACAUAUGUCGCGUGUGCCGCUGCGAGGCGCAGCCGGAUCGGCCGCUCUUCUAUCCAUGCAUCUGCACGGGCAGCAUCAAGUACAUCCACCAGGACUGCCUGAUGCAGUGGAUGCGCUACUCGCACAAGGAGUACUGCGAGCUGUGCGGCCAUCGGUUCAGCUUUCAGCCCAUCUAUGCCCCGGAUAUGCCGCGCGUGCUGCCCGUCAAGGAUGUGCUGGUGGGUCUGAUGUCCGCCGUGCUGGAGGGCGCCCGCUGCUGGCUCCACUACUCGCUGGUGGGGCUCGCCUGGUUCGGACUGGUGCCGCUCUCCGCCUACCGCACCUAUCGCUAUCUGUUCCGGGCCAACUCCUUUGACAUGAUCCUCUCGCUGCCGUUCGACAUCUUCUCCAUGGACAAUCUGCCGUCGGAUGCGUUUCGUGGCUGCUUCGUCGUCACCUGCACGCUGCUCUCCUUCAUUGGCCUCGUCUGGCUGCGGGAGCAGAUCCUGCAUGGCGGCGGACCCGAUUGGCUGGAACGCGACGAUGCCCCAGCGGCCGCUCAACCCGCUGCUGCUGCUGCUGCGGCGGCCGCUCCAGCUCAGGCGGCAGCCGCUCCGGCCGAUGCGGCAGCGGCAGCGGCUGCUGCUGCCGCCGCCCAGGAUGACAACAACAAUGGAGAGGCGCCGCAGGAUGUGCCCAUGGACAAUGCAGCACCCGCUCCGGCGGAUAACGAAGGCGAUGCCCACGGCGCAGCCGGAGAUCCGGCAAAUGCAGCUGCAGCUGCAGCUGCCGCCGGGAAUGCGGGCGAAGCCGAGGCCGAUGAACAGAACUGGAACCCCAUGGAGUGGGAUCGGGCAGCCGAGGAGCUCACCUGGGAGCGCCUGCUGGGACUGGACGGGUCGCUGGUGUUUCUGGAGCACGUCUUCUGGAUCAUUUCGCUCAACACGAUGUUCAUCUUUACGUUCGCCUUCUGUCCGUAUUGCGUGGGCAACUUCAUACUGAGCUCGAUGGACCUGCUGCAGCCGGAGAAGCCACUGCUGCACUUCCAUGGCCUGAUCACGACCCUCUUUGGCUACUGCUGCAUCGGUCUGACGCUGGUGGUGCUGCACUUUCUGGCCCGCAUCUUUCGCAUGCGUCGCGUCUGCUGGUUCAUCGGCCUCUGCUACAUUGUGGUGAAGGUCUCGCUGCUCUCUGUGGUGGAGAUUGGCGUGCUGCCGCUCGUCUGUGGCUGGUGGCUGGACAUUUGCUCGCUGCCACUGCUCGAUGCCAGCCUAAAGGAUCGCAAGGCGAGCUUCAAGGCGGCACCGGGCACCUCACUCUUCAUCCACUGGAUGUUUGGCAUGGUCUAUGUCUACUACUUUGCCGCGUUCAUCUCGCUGCUGCGCGAGGUGCUGCGUCCGGGCGUCCUCUGGAUCUUUCGCAAUGUCAACGAUCCCGAUUUCAGUCCCAUUCAGGAGAUGAUCCAUGUGCCCAUUGUGCGGCACAUUCGUCGCCUGGUGGCCUCCGCCAUGAUCUUUGGCUUUGCUGUCCUGCUGAUGCUCUGGCUGCCCAUUCGCAUUUUACAGGUGGCCUGGCCCAAUUUCCUGCCCUAUGCCCUGAGUGGAGAUGCGGAGGUCAAUGAUUUGAGUCUACAGCUGUUGCUGCUGCAGAUUGUCCUGCCCGGAUUCUUUGAGCAAACCCAAACGCGCAUCUGGAUGAAGGGUGUGCUGCGCAUCUGGUGCACGGCCGUGUCCUGGCUUUUGGGCAUACGCAGCUACCUCUUGCCGGCUCCGGAGCCCGAGCCGCCAGCCGCUGCCGAAGGCGAGGGCGAGGGCGUGGAUGGGGCGGCCGUCGAGAAUGCCAAUCCGCAUGUGGUCCCGCCACAGGCACCACCACCACCGCCGCCGCCGCCACCUGUGGAUCCGUUCCCCAUACAUCUGCCGCGAAAUCUGGCCGCCGCCCAUCAGGCGAUCAUGCAGCGGGACGCCCCGGUGGGCUUCCAGCCGUACGAGAAGCCCACUCUCUUCGCCUUCCGCCUGUGCGCGCUGCUGACGCUGAUGUGCCUGUCGAUUGUCUGCGCCGCCAUACUGACUCUGACGGUGCCCGUGUACAUUGGCCGCCGCCUGAUGGUGCUCUGGACGGGCCAGCCGGGCGAGAAGGCAGCUGCUGCUGCUGCUGCUGCACCGCCCGCGGGAGAAGGCGGCGCCGCACUGCCCGUUGUCGACGCGGAGGCGGCCAGGAAGAACGAGCGACUGCUGCGCGCCCACGAGCUGUACACCGCGGAGAUUGGCGGCUACCUUUGCUGGAUUGUGCUGCGAGGAGUGGCCGUGGUGGCCACCCUGCUGCCCCAGGGACGCACCGCGAUUGUGAACAAACUGAAGCAGUGGGCCACCGUCACGCUGCAGUAUGCCCUGCCCGUGAUCACGCUGGUGGGCAUUUUCGUGCUCGUUCCCCUGCUCUUCGGACUGCUGCUGGAGCUGGUGGUGGUGAUACCGCUGCGCGUGCCACUGCGCAAGACGCCGAUACACUUCCUGUGGCAGGACUGGGCGCUGGGCAUGCUCUACACCAAGAUAGCCAUUGCUCUGACCCUCAUGGGGCCCGAGUGGCAUCUGCGGCGUGCCCUGGAGCGCGCCUACACGGACGGACUGCGAGAUUUCGACCUGAAGUUCGUGAUGCGCGACCUGGCCGUGCCGGUGGUGACAACCUUUGGCCUGGCCCUGGCCAUACCCUAUGUGAUGGCGCAGAUGGUGCUGCCCAUGUUCUUUGUGGAUCGCUAUACGCGCCAGUACAUCUAUCGGCUGGUCUAUCCCGUCAGCUUUGUCGUCGUGGGCACCAUCUGUUUCGUUCUCUUCCAGAUCAAGCAACUCAAGAAGCUCUAUCUGUCGAUCAAGGUGGACAAAUACCUGGUGGGGCAGCGGCUGGUCAACUACGAGAAUCGCAAGAAGCAGCAACAGCAGCAGCAGGAGGAGGAGCAGAAGGCGCGCGAGCUCAAGGAGCGCAGGGACAAGGAAAAGGAGCUGGUGGCGAACAUACUGGGUGUGGAUAUGGCUGGUGUGCCCGAGGAGUAUGCCGAUCUGUACGGUGGCAUUGACGAGGAGCCCGAUCAGGCGGGCGUCUUUGCACGCAUGCGGAGGCGCGAUCAACUGCCACGCCCCGCACCGCUCGCCGAUGCCAACGAGGAGCUGCUCUAAUGAAGCGCCGCCGCGCUGUGUAUAUCUCACCAAGAGGCAGAAGAAGACGACGAAAGAUCUGACAAGCAAAUCUUCAAUUGAAAUAUACGACAAAUUUCCCUUUAAUUUCCUGCUUUGCGUUCCAAGCCCCCCGCGCCGCACACGUUUUUUUUUCGGUUUAGUUAAACUUUCGUUAUGGUUAGAUUUUUAUGUGUUAGCUGCAAUUGUUGUUGAACCCGAGACUCGAGACUCUAGGAAGGGUCUAGGAAGGGUCUUCCCCCACCCCCCCAUUGACCGUGUGUCGCUUCUAGAACCUAAGUUGUAUCAUACUUUAAGACAUACAAGAAAGAAAA
Messenger RNA from Drosophila obscura, 3901 nucleotides. Its product is annotated as E3 ubiquitin-protein ligase MARCHF6. NCBI's taxonomy places the organism in Eukaryota, Metazoa, Arthropoda, Insecta, Diptera, Drosophilidae. Gene Ontology annotation, molecular function: zinc ion binding. The record is from RefSeq and is a predicted model, not a curated record. The transcript has 2 exons. The coding region runs from base 399 to 3569 and encodes 1056 amino acids. Gene Ontology annotation, cellular component: endoplasmic reticulum membrane.